Molecule: messenger RNA, 3030 nt
Organism: Syngnathus acus (greater pipefish)
Lineage: Eukaryota; Metazoa; Chordata; Actinopteri; Syngnathiformes; Syngnathidae
Gene: mfsd2ab
Product: major facilitator superfamily domain containing 2ab
Exons: 14
Coding region: 141-1718 (525 amino acids)
Biological process (GO): carbohydrate transport
Cellular component (GO): membrane
Molecular function (GO): lysophospholipid:sodium symporter activity
Source: RefSeq, a predicted model, not a curated record
GCUUAUCCGCAUCUUCUCACUUUGCAAUCAGAUUCCACGCAAGUGAUAGUUGUCAAGUUUAACAGUUUUUUUAUUGCAAUAUUUUUCCCUGCUUUUUUUUUUUGUCUGUCAAGAUAACAAGACGAGGCAGCUAUUCUGAUAUGGCCAAGGGGGAAGGUAGCGAACAAUACUCCAACGCCAGUUUAUUAACUAAACCUGGUAACUGCGAUGGCAUUUCUAUUGCAAGAAAGAGCGAGCAAAGGAACAGAUUGUCUAUCUGCAACAAGCUCUGCUACGCCGUCGGUGGAGCGCCCUACCAGAUCACAGGAUGUGCCUUGGGCUUCUUCUUGCAGCUCUAUCUGCUGGAUGUAGCACAGCUGGAUCCAUUCUACGCCUCAAUCAUCCUGUUUGUGGGCCGAGCAUGGGACGCCAUAACGGACCCCACGGUGGGCUUCUUGGUCUCCAGGAGUCCUUGGACACGUUUUGGACGCAUGAUGCCCUGGAUUGCCAUCUCGACUCCUGUGGCUGUGAUUUCCUACUUCCUAAUAUGGUACGUGCCCCCCUUUGAGGACAACAAAGUCAUCUGGUACCUUUUCUUCUACUGCCUCUUCCAGAGUCUUCAAACUUGUUUCCACGUGCCGUAUUCGGCCCUCACCAUGUUCAUCAGCUCCGAGCAGAAAGAAAGAGACUCUGCUACAGCUUACAGGAUGACGGUGGAGGUUCUGGGAACUGUGCUCGGUACCGCCAUCCAAGGUCAGAUCGUGGGGAUGGCCAACGCCCCCUGCGUCCCUGGCCCGGGAGAAAUUCUGGCCAACAUGAGUAACUCAUCGGUCGGUCUCAACGGAACGGAUCACGUCAUUUCUCUGGAACACACGAAAACCGCCUACAUGAUCGCCUCCGGAGUCAUCUGCUUGAUCUACGUCCUCUGCGCCUUUGUUCUGUUCUUUGGCGUGAGUGAGCAAAAAGAGUCCAGCCGUCCCAAGUCGGAGCCCUUGUCGUUCUUCCAGGGCAUCAAGUUGGUGAUGGGACACGGGCCCUACGCCAAACUGGUCAUGGUCUUCCUCUUCACCUCCUUAGCGUUCAUGCUCCUGGAGGGCAACUUCGCUCUGUUCUGCAGCUACACCCUCGGCUUCCGAAACGACUUCCAGAAUAUUCUGUUGGUGAUCAUGCUUUCGGCCACGCUCACCAUCCCCUUCUGGCAGUGGUUCCUCACCAAAUUUGGGAAGAAGACGGCAGUCUACAUCGGCACCUUGUCCGCGGUUCCCUUCAUGAUCCUGGUGGUGCUCAUUAAGAGCAACCUGAUCGUCACCUACAUUGUCUCCUUCGCCGCCGGGGUCAGCGUGGCGGCAGCCUUCCUGUUGCCUUGGUCCAUGUUGCCCGACGUCGUGGAUGACUUCCAAGUGCAGAACCCAAAAGCCAACGGCCACGAGGCGCUUUUCUACUCCUUUUACGUCUUCUUCACCAAGUUCGCCUCUGGAGUCUCCCUGGGCAUCUCCACUCUCAGUUUAGAUUUUGCCGGGUACAUCUCUCGAGGUUGCAAACAACCGGCGGAAGUGGACAUCACGCUGAAGGUCCUGGUCUCAGCCGCCCCCAUACUCCUCAUCAUAAUCGGCCUGAUCAUCCUCUACACGUAUCCCAUUGACGAGGAGAGGAGGCAAUGCAACCGCAAACGUCUCCAGGAGCAAAGGGAUGAGACAGAUUCCGAAACGGACUCGACAGAAUUUUCCAACAUGAUCUAGCACGUUUUCUACCCACAGCCCAAGCGAGACAAGCGGCUGGCAUUUUGCACUAUCUUACAGACACCGCCUUGUCCAGGCAACGCUCUUGCUGCUGCUGCUGCUGCUGCUGCUGCUGCUAUUUCCUUUCCAGAGGCUACAAAACGCGCCACCCCACGCUGUUAUUUAGUCUCUUUUUGUAACUUUCCUUUUUUUUGUGACUUUAUGAAAGUGCACAAAAAGCCCGCAUCCAUCUUUUUUCUUUGCUUAAUCCAGCAACUUUGAGCUCUGCGCUAGAACCCGAAACUUGAACACACAGCGUCUGUGCCUUAGCUCAGUUCAGUAGCAAAAAACAACAACAACACAAACACUUUAAUUGAACGUGGGCUAUUUAUUUGUCAUUUGUCCUGACAGCCUGAUUGUUCCCAUCUCAAUCCAUAGGCAAACCGUUAACAUCUUUCAAGGGCUUGUUUGAUUUGUUUCAUUCCAUUCAGUAAAACCACUACAAUAAAUUUGCUACUACUAUGGCUAGAAUAGCUACUGAGGAAAAGGAAGAGAUGACUGAAUACUGAGCAAAACGCGAUAACAGCCAGUAACUGAAUAUGUGAUUGCGUAAUUUAAGUAUUUUUAUUCGUUUCUGAUGAUACAGUUUGGACAAAAGACGCGUCUCAGUAUCUAAAAUCUAUUUAAGGGCGGAAUUGAUAAAUAUGUUUUCAUGCCUUUGAACGCGUCGCCAUUGCUUCUGUCUGUACGCAUUGAAAAAAGGGUGCUCGUAAUUGUUGAUGAUGGGAAUGUUGAGUGAGUUUUGGUUCAUAUGUCUUGUAUGACAAACUACUGAUUUGUGAUCUUUGUUCAUAUCCAUUGAUAUGGAAACAUGUACAUACAGCAUCCUAUGUUAUACAUACAUUGACCGCAUGUUCCCAUUUGGGGUACCAAUGUGAAGUUGUUUGCAUUUUUGUCCACUUUAAAAAAAAAAAAAAAAAAAAAAAAAGAGAGAGAAGUUGUAAUCCUUACAUAAUUUGUAGCGGGGGCUAUACAUGAUGCAAUUUUGUCUCUAGUUACGGUUACUUUUGUACAUCAUAUUAAUGUCAUGUUUUUUGGAGAGGGUUGUGGAACUGCAACUGUUUUUUUCCCCUCCCUCAUGAGGCUGUGAACCAAAUGUGUGAGCUUUAAGUCCCCGGAGACAUAUACAUAUAGAUUACAUGACACUGUGCAUAUGUAUAUAGUUGAUGUAAACUUGUAAAUAUACCUUUGAUAUUUGUGGCUGCCAUUGUUUUGAUGUACUGUAGUUUAUUUAAGAAAAGAGAUUGAAGACAAUAAAUAUUGGAACAAUGAA